Sorghum bicolor (sorghum) is the source of this 1138-nucleotide messenger RNA. RefSeq names its product GDSL esterase/lipase At1g71250. The record is from RefSeq and is a predicted model, not a curated record. Lineage: Eukaryota; Viridiplantae; Streptophyta; Magnoliopsida; Poales; Poaceae. The transcript has 5 exons. Gene Ontology annotation, molecular function: hydrolase activity, acting on ester bonds. The coding region runs from base 1 to 1080 and encodes 359 amino acids.
AUGGGCCAUAGUCGAGGUGCGGCGGCGGCGUCUCGGGUGCCGGCGCUGUUCGUGUUGGGCGACUCGCUGGUGGACGACGGCAACAACGGCGCGCUCGCCAGGGCCGACUACUACCCUUACGGCGUCGACUUCCCGCCGCUGGGCGCCGCCACCGGCAGGUUCUGCAACGGCAAGACCGUCGCCGACGCCUUGUGCGAUCUUCUGGGCCUCCAGUACGUGCCGCCGUACACGAGCACCCGCGCCCUGAACGGGACGGCGGCGAUGCAGGUGCUCGGCGGCGUCAACUACGCGUCGGCGGCGGGAGGCAUCCUGGACGAGACAGGGCAGCACCUGGGCGAGAGGUUCAGCCUGAGCCAGCAGGUGCUCAACCUGGAGGCGACGCUAGACGGCGCCAUCAGGCCCCUGUUCGGCGGCGACCAUGACGGGUACGAGCGGCACCUGGCGCGGUCGAUCGCCGUUGUAGUGAUCGGCGGCAACGACUACCUCAACAACUACCUCCUCACGCCGCUCGGCAUCGGCUACGACUCCGGCGACCGGUACCGCCCCGGCGAGUACGCCGACCUCCUGCUGGACCAGUACUACGCCCGCCAGAUACUGGCUCUGCACAGCCUUGGGCUGAGGAAGUUUCUACUGGCCGGUGUGGGCCCGCUGGGCUGCACCCCGGGCCUGCGGGCCUCGGCUGGGAUGGGCCCACAAGGUCAGUGCGUGGAGCAGGUGAAUCAGAUGGUGGGGCUCUUCAACCAGGGGCUCAGAUCGCUCGUCGACCAGCUCAACGCCGACCACCACCCUGUCGCCACCUUCGUCUACGGCAACACCUACGCCGCCGUCCAGGACAUGAUCAACAACCACAGCAAAUACGGUUUUACGGUGGUGGACAGCGGGUGCUGCGGGGUGGCGCAGAUCGUCACCUGCGGCCUCUGCGUGCCGUUCGUGGCGCCGUGCGGCGAGCGGGAGCGGUACGUGUUCUGGGACGCCUACCACCCAACGCAGGCGGCCAACCUGGUACUGGCGCAGAUGGCUUUCGCCGGCACGCCGGAGCACGUCUACCCUCUCAAUCUCCGGCAGCUGGCUGAGCUAUAAGACUAUGCAUGGAUAGUAUAUAUUUGGUAUACGUACAUAUAUAUAUACUUCUCGUCAG